This is a messenger RNA of Populus nigra (black poplar), 2024 nucleotides long. RefSeq names its product probable polyamine transporter At3g19553. Lineage: Eukaryota; Viridiplantae; Streptophyta; Magnoliopsida; Malpighiales; Salicaceae. Bases 417 to 1925 code for a protein of 502 amino acids. The record is from RefSeq and is a predicted model, not a curated record. Gene Ontology annotation, cellular component: membrane. Gene Ontology annotation, molecular function: transmembrane transporter activity. The transcript has 2 exons. Gene Ontology annotation, biological process: transmembrane transport.
AUUAUCCCUAGAAAUUAUACCCCACUGACUCCCUGCAAGCAGGAGAGUGGGGGUACAACCCCUCCAAAAGGUCUACCUUCCUCGCGUUUCCAAGAUGGGAAAACGAUUGAUAGGAAGCCACCAAUGCAAAGAUAAUGAGAAGUUAACGUGACGUGGGAGCACAAAUUCUCGGGUUUACAAAGACAAGGCGACCAGGUCUUUCUGUUCUUUGCAUCUAGAGAUCUAAUUAGAAAAAGAAGUUCUACUUUGUUUAUCUUGAAAUUCAGAUUUCAGGGACAGGUAAUUUCUUUACUUUUUAUCAAUUGGUAUGGAGAAACUACCUUCAUAGAUCCAUAAAGAUCUGAAUUUUAGGUGAAACCCAGUUAAACUAAGUCCAGGGUCCCAGUUUAAACCUCCUCUAGAUCCUGUCCGUGUGGAUGGGUGAAGAGGGAAGUGAUGCAGAGAACAAAGCUAAAACAAGUCCAAAACUAACACUAUUGCCUCUUAUUGCUCUGAUAUUCUAUGAUGUAUCGGGGGGUCCAUUUGGUGUAGAGGAUUCUGUGAGGGCUGGAGGUGGCCCUUUAUUGUCUUUGCUUGGUUUCUUGAUAUUCCCUUUAAUUUGGAGUAUACCAGAAGCUCUAGUCACAGCAGAGCUUGCCACAAGUUUCCCUGGGAAUGGUGGGUAUGUUAUUUGGAUAUCUUCAGCUUUUGGUCCCUUCUGGGGUUUCCAAGAAGGAUUUUGGAAAUGGUUUAGUGGGGUUAUGGAUAAUGCCCUUUACCCUGUGUUGUUUCUUGAUUACUUGAAACAUUCAUUCCCUAUUUUUAACCAAUCAAUAGCUCGAAUUCCUUCUCUUUUAGGCAUUACAGUUUCUUUGACAUAUUUGAAUUACAGAGGUCUGCAUAUUGUUGGAUUUUCAGCAGUUUCCCUUGCUGUUUUUUCACUUUGUCCAUUUGUUGUAAUGGGUCUUCUUUCCAUUCCUCGAAUUAGGCCUAAACAAUGGCUAGUUGUAGAUUUUAAGAAAGUAGAUUGGAGGGGAUAUUUUAAUUGCAUGUUUUGGAACCUGAAUUAUUGGGAUAAGGCUAGUACUCUAGCAGGGGAGGUUGAAAACCCUAGCAAGGCAUUCCCAAAGGCACUUUUUGGCGCUGUGAUUUUGGUGGUUUCUUCAUACUUAAUUCCACUUCUUGCUAGCACGGGGGCAUUGAAGUCGCCUUCUAGUCAAUGGAGUGAUGGGUACUUUGCAGAAGUUGGGAUGUUGAUUGGAGGGGUUUGGCUCAAAUGGUGGAUCCAAGCAGCUGCUGCUAUGUCUAACUUGGGAUUGUUUGAAGCAGAAAUGAGUGGUGAUGCUUUUCAACUUCUUGGUAUGAGUGAGAUGGGAAUGCUUCCAUCUAUAUUUGCUUCAAGGUCCAAAUAUGGAACUCCCACCUUUAGCAUUUUGUGCUCUGCUACCGGAGUAAUCUUCCUGUCUUGGAUGAGUUUUCAGGAAAUCCUGGAAUUUCUGAACUUCUUAUAUGCUAUAGGAAUGCUCCUUGAGUUUGCGGCUUUCAUAAAAUUGAGGAUAAAGAAGCCAGAACUCCAUAGGCCUUAUAAAGUUCCCCUGCAAACAUUUGGUGCAGCACUGCUUUGCCUGCCUCCUGCUUUGUUACUUGUUCUGGUUAUGUGCCUGGCUUCUAUGCGGACAUUCUUAGUUAGCGGUGUGGUUAUUCUUCUGGGGUUCCUCUUAUAUCCGACUUUAGUUCAUGCCAAGGACAGGAAAUGGGCCAAAUUUGAUACAGAAGAACCGGGAUUGCCUUCCAACACAUCACGGGAAGAGAACUCGGUUUUCCUACAUCCACAUCAGCAGGUAGCAGAUGAGGCUUCAGUCAGCCUUCUUUCUGAUUUGCCAUCAACAGAACUGGGCCAGGAAAGCUGUGAAGUUUUGGUGGAAGGAGUUCUAAAAUCCGAAUGAGAAUCUUUGUAUAUUUUUGUACUGGUAAUCAUACACAAAAUUCUGCUCAAUACUCCCACUAAUUUAUAAAAUAAGAUUAUGAUCUUCAUGACUUGCAAA